Molecule: messenger RNA, 3425 nt
Organism: Astrephomene gubernaculifera
Lineage: Eukaryota; Viridiplantae; Chlorophyta; Chlorophyceae; Chlamydomonadales; Astrephomenaceae
Source: the annotation of a GenBank genome assembly
ACUGAGCACGGUAACCUGUACUACUGCCUAUGGACUGCCCAAUUUGUUAUCAGGCCAUUUCUCUAGAAGACGAGGCGUACGUUGGCUCUUGUUACCAUCGGUUCUGCCACACGUGCAUUAGCGAAUGGACAAGUCAGCAACGCCGGCAUCCAAUCCCUGGCAGUUUUGGACAGGACGGUGGACGCCCGGACUAUAGAUGCCCCAUGUGUAAGCAACAGUACACCUACAUCCUCUACGACUGCGUCCUCAACUCCUUUCGGGUCGAAUACGUAGACGCGGAGGCUAAGCAGCGGGGCUGCGGGGGUACUGGGGCAGGCUUCGCGCUCUCAGCUGCGCACCGGCGACGCAGAGCCCUCUACAUCAGGCCGCCUUCCAACCAGCAGCCACGAGAACAACAGCCACCGCACCAGGAGGAGCAGCAAGGCAGCCAGCCGGGGGGUGAGCAACGCACGUUGCAGCAGCAGCAACAACAAGAGCAGCAGCAACAACAAGAGCAGCAGCCACAACCCGCCGCGCCGUCGCAACCGCAGCCAGCGAGGGAGGGCUCCCUACCCAGGCCCCCGGCUGCCAGCGGGCUCCCAACCCAGCGAGACCGGGAGGAGUCGGGGCCGGCACGGGGCGGAGUCCGGCCCGCAUCAGGGGCCCCGGUGCGGCGGGCAGAUGACCCGCAGCUCGGGGCCUUUGUGACGCGGGAGUUACAGGCCGUGCUGUUGCAGGAGGACGUGGGGCUUGUGUCGCAGCACGUGCUGGGAGUGCUGCAGGGCGUGCUGGGCAGGAGCGGAGGGGCUGCUGGCGGCAGCGGCGUAGUUGGCGGCCGCCCGGGCCGGCAUGGUGUUACGAGGUUUGUACCACAAGCCAAGCGUCUGCGCAUGGCGCCGCCGAGUCUGCCGCCCCAGCAGGAAUUCGAAGCUGCAGUCUCAAGAGAAGCGGCAUGUUUCCUACAGCGGGACAGUGACAUCUUUGCAACGCAGCUUUUCAUGUUUCUUGCCAGUGGCUUAAGCGUGCGUGCAUACGAUGCACUCUUGUUUGGGCCUGAAAAGGCAGGAGGCCAGGUGGGCACCUCGAGGGUCACAGAGGACGCAGCAUCCUUGCAAAGUGGAAGGGGAUUCCAACCUCCAGUUGCUGCUAAAAGGAUUGCCGUUGACCAAGCAAAUGAAAGCAGCGAUAAUGAUGACGAUGCAGGCGGAGACGAUUUUGCUGACUGGUGAGGUCUUGACUAUUGCGGUGGUUUCACAGGAGGCUCCACUAAGCCGUACCUGCUUCGCCACUUACCUGGAACCUGGCUUCUGCAAGGCAUUGCGACGUGUAUGCUUUACUAAAGAUUAGGGGCUAUUGUUAUACAGGUUUUGUUCCGUGCAGAAGCUUUUGUUGACUUUCAAACUGCAGAAUGGUAUGAAAAUGUCCGAACAACAGCCGUCGCACAUUCUCCACAAGUCCAAUGCCCAUAGCGCCACCCUUACUGGAAUGAGUCCUAAUAAGCGUUACGUUGCACCAGCUGCUCAAGAGGCAGGCGGCCAUGUUGCAAGCAUCAUCGAACGGCUUGCUACAAAGGAGAACAACCAGCCAGGUUCCGAGGCCCACGCAAAGAGCUUCUUUGUUAAGGACAGACAGCCUGCUCGGAGCAUCCUUCGAAAGCCUGAAGAUGUCGCUUCUCUGGAGGCAUUACAGGACAAAAUGACCACUUUGGCUGGCGACCUGCAAACCUUCAAGUCGCAACCUCAGACAUCGCGUCGGGACUCCUUAAAUGGAAGAGCAGGCCUCUUAGCUCCGGCUGCAAAUGCACCGACCCCUCCGAGGUACCCAGAGGCUCUGGCCGCAAGCUUGCAGCCUGCACAUCGCGCUCCUUAUCAACUGCCACACAACAGACACGAGGCCCAACCUACGCAACAGCUCAUAUCAGCCUUCCCUGAUACCAGCAGCAAUCAUGAUGAUGACGGGGGCCUAGGUUGCCACAGUGAGGGACCUGCUGACGACGUUAUCAGCAUACCGGCAGGCGCCAUCGGCACAUCAAAAGCCGCAAAGACCGCGGCUGAGACCUUCGACUUGGGCAUUAAGCAGAUCAUGAACGAGGUCCUCACCAGGCAGCUGAAGCGCACCAAGCACGGCGCAACAGAGCAGUCACGGAUUGGCGAGCUUGCGGAUCUGGUGAAGAGCCUUCGCAAAUGCGUCAAGGAGCUGGGGUCGCGGAUAACGAUGUACAUUGACAUGAUGACCAAGGUCGAGCGGGAGGGCGCUCAGCAGGUGGAGGCGGCUCAGCUUGCCGCGCAAUCAAUGUGCAAGAAGUUAGAGGUUGAGGUCGCAACUGUCCGGCUGAACCUUGCGCAAUGUGAGCGCGAGUCCAGGGAAGACAAGGCCAAGCUUGGCUUCGACCUUGAGACCGUGCGCGCAGAGGUGUCUCGGCUGUCACGCGAGCUGGAGCGGGUCACGGAGGAACGCGACAGGGCACGUGACGACGCGAAGCGCGCCGAGCAGCAACGGCAGCAGCUGGACUCCGAGCUAAAGGAGCUGCGCAAGACCUCGCAUCAACAAAUGCGCGAGGCAUCGGUUACCCAGAGCGAGGCCGUUCGCUUACUGACGGAGGACAAGAUCGCCGCUGACGGCAAAAUCGCCGGCCUUCAGGAGAAGAUCGAGCGGCUCGACAAGACGAGGAUAUUGCAAGACAAAGCCCUGAAAGAGUCGGAAGAGGAGGCGCAGCUGCUGGGUGCCCAGGUCGACCGCCUGACCGGCGCUCUGUCCGCUAAGGAAGCGACGUCGGCUAUGCAGCAGGAGCAGAUUGACAAGCUGCGAGCGGAGCUAAGUUCGAAGCGAGAGCAGGUGGCGUCGCUGAUGGAAAAUGACCAACAGCUGCAGCUAGAGCUGGCCCGCAUCAAGCAGGACCGCGAGGAGCUGGCAGCGAUGCUGGAGCAGCAGUCAGUGGAGCUGGAGGCACACCGUGUGAAGCUGAGCGCGGUCGAGCGCCGUGCCGCUGAAGACAAGGCGGAGUGGGAGGCCAAGCGCAUCGAGCUGGAGGCAUCGGUGACGGUGCUUACGGCCGACCGUGCUACGCUCAACGACAACCUUGCACUGGUCAAGAGUGCACUAGCCGCAGCCAUAGUUAAGGCAGACACGGCGGAGGCUCGAGCCGCAGAGGAGGCGACGGAGCGGGCGGCGCUGCUACGUGAGCGUAUUGACUUUGAGAACCAAAUCGAGCUGGCUGAGAGCCGCUGCACACAGCUCGAUCAGGCGGCAGCGGCGGCACGCGAGAGGAUGGAGGCUUUGGAGGCUGAACUAUCCGCCAGCCGGCAGCAGCACGAGGCAAAGGACGAGCGCAUCGCACACCUCGAGGGCGAGUUUAGCGCGCUCAAGGAGGUGCUUGGCGAGUCUGCGAGCGCCGCUGGUGAAACUGGCAUGGACAUCGUGACGAAGCUGCUAUCCAAGAUCGCAAC